GUGGCUUUACGUGUGCGAUUUAGGGUACAAAGCGUGUAGGUGAAAUUUUUGUUGUCGUUGUCGUGGUCGUCGUUGUCGCUCCACAUAGGUCGUUGUUUCGCAAACGUUCUCGAAUGUCAGUGAACCCCAGCUUGCCUGUGCUAGCGCUAGCGUCGCCAAGGCCGAGACCUUCGCAGAGAGCAACUUCCCGCCUUGAAAGCCUUCUCUCACCCAACCACCAACUGAUACUCUAUCAACCCGCUGUCUGUCGUCGCCCACUUCACGCCACAUCGUCUGCGACACCACCACCCGCAAGAGCGAUCGCCGAACCUGCGCCGAGCUUAGAUCUUGAACACGAACCACAUCGCGUGCACUUCUGCGAAACCUUCCGCCUGAAGCUUCAAUACAGGGACCGCAUCCCCAACUUUCACACGACCAACCGAGACAAAGAUGGCUAUGGACGCCAAGGAAAUUGAGCUGCGGGGAAAGGCGAUUGGCAAGGCCAUUCAAGAGAAUGAGCCUAGCGCUUCAGUCAUCAAACUGUUGAACGACCUGAAGACCGGCGUCCACGCGACCGAGGAUAUCCUGCGAUCCACCAGGAUCGGUGUAACCAUCAACCGCCUGCGCACGCACAAGGACCCCGCGGUCCAAAAGCUUGCAACAGAACUAGUCUCGAAGUGGAGGGAUGAGGUCAAGAAGCAACCCAAGAAGGGUACACCAGCGAAGGUUGCUUCAGCAACAAACGGCAGCGCCUCACCUGCGCCAGCAUCAUCAGCUGCAGCUUCACCUGCGCCUAGCCAGAGCAAGCAGAAACACACUGUGGACCCUACGAAGCGCAACCAUAAGACAGACAAGGUCAACUAUGAGGUCACUGGAGAUGAUGCGCGAGACAUGUCGGUACGCCUCAUGUACGACGGUCUGGCGCAUAUGAGCACCGAGCUGCCUGAUACAAUCCUCCCAAUCGCAAAGCAAAUCGAAGCCGCCGCCUACGCAAACGCUGGCAGCGUAAACGACGCCUACAAGGGCAAAAUGCGUUCCCUUUUCCAGAACCUGAAAGCGAAAUCCAACCCUGCACUGCGGAAACGCGUUCUCUCUGGCGACGUUACACCGAGGAAAUUCGUAGUCAUGACACACGACGAGAUGAAGUCGGAAGAGCGCCGCGCCGAAGACGAGAAGCUGGAGAAGGAGAACAUGAACCAGGCCAUGGUUGCGCAGGUUGAGAAGAGUAUCUCCAAGGAGUUCCAGUGCGGAAAGUGCAAGCAGAAGAUGGUCUCGUACAGUCAGGCGCAGACGAGGAGUGCUGAUGAACCUAUGACGACGUUCUGUGAGUGCAUGAACUGCGGAAAUAGGUGGAAGUUCUCUUAGUGCGGGUCUUCAUGGUUCUGGUGAGAACCGAGGGACGGUUUGGGAGAUCCGAAAAGUUUGCAGCAGGGCGUUUCAUGGGCAUGGAGAGGCGCAUUCGAUCAUGAUUACAACUACCUUUCUAUGAGUACAGUCGAGCAGCUGUGCUCCAGGUGGAGAAGUGCACGAUGCCCUUCGUACAUCCUUUUUGACCAAGUCACAUCAUGCAAUGCGGCUUGGAAUAAUGUAUCAUCACAAAGACGAAAGAUUGCAUAAACCCGAGAGUGCAAGCUCGGUGAUGUGUAAUCAAGUGCAGAAGGCUUGAUUGCAGAAGUUGAUUGAAAUACAGUUGCACUACACACUCUCCUAACGCCUACAACAUUUCUUUCGGAACAUGGAAGUGCUUGACAACCGACUCAGGAGGGCUUCACCCAGGUGCUGGAUACCUUUCCAAGGGC
This is a messenger RNA of Macroventuria anomochaeta, 1778 nucleotides long. RefSeq names its product transcription elongation factor-like protein s-ii. The transcript has 2 exons. Lineage: Eukaryota; Fungi; Ascomycota; Dothideomycetes; Pleosporales; Didymellaceae. The record is from RefSeq and is a predicted model, not a curated record. The coding region runs from base 430 to 1344 and encodes 304 amino acids. Gene Ontology annotation, biological process: transcription antitermination; DNA-templated transcription; transcription elongation by RNA polymerase II. Gene Ontology annotation, cellular component: nucleus. Gene Ontology annotation, molecular function: RNA polymerase II transcription regulatory region sequence-specific DNA binding; zinc ion binding.